Messenger RNA from Aspergillus mulundensis, 885 nucleotides. RefSeq lists its product as uncharacterized. The transcript has a single exon. The coding region runs from base 1 to 885 and encodes 294 amino acids. NCBI's taxonomy places the organism in Eukaryota, Fungi, Ascomycota, Eurotiomycetes, Eurotiales, Aspergillaceae. The record is from RefSeq and is a predicted model, not a curated record.
AUGGAACUGAUGCAACUCCAGGAAGAUGACGUGGACGCGAAGAUUCGACAGGCGGAGGAGGAACUGGCGAACCUACGCAAGCAACGCGCUCUGAUCGAACUGCAGAACCAGCUGGCUGAGGAGCAGCGAUUACUCGCCGAUGCGCAACAGAUCCCACCCCAGAUCACCGCCGUACACCCCGUCGUGCACCCUGACCCUCCGCAUUUCCUCGGACGCUACCCCGUCGUUGCCCUCGAACCGGAACAACCAAGGUUUAAGCGAUCGGACUCAGAGUUGACAUUGGCGCAAGAGGAUGGACUCUUAGCUUUUCCAGAGCACACCCCUAUGCUGCCCGUGACCAAGGUGUAUCACGGCAUCCACCGCAAAGAGUUUCUGCAGCUUAUGCGUCGCCUGGAGACGCACUUUGCAGAAUGGCCGCACUACUACGCGACCGACGACAACAAGGUGGUCGAGGCGUGCCGACAUCUGUCCGAGGGUAUAGCUGUGAAGUGGGCGCUUGUGCGACUCACGCCGGAGGACAGACGGACGUGGCCGGAAUUCUGUGUCUGGUUGAAUUCAAAUAUACGCAACUUUGUCAACCCCGACAUUGCGGAAAGGAGAUACAAAGCCGCCCGCCAGCGCAGGGGGCAGACUGUCAACCGGUUUGCGAAAAUUCUCGGAUCGCUGGAAGUAAACCUGCCACGUCUUGUCACAGAUUAUGAACGGUGCGAGCGACUCUGGAUAGGUGUUUUACCGGAGGUCCGGAAUGCAUCUCGGUCCGGCUUCCCAGCAUCCUAUCAUACCGGCGUGACACAGCUAAUUGCCGCGGGGAGGACCUUGACACGCGAGCGACCGCGGCGAAAGAGACGUCGAGGAGGUCGAAGGGCCGCUGCGGCCGCUGUGUAA